AUGUCUGGAGUUCAACCCGUUGCCCUGUAUUCACUGCAGGUGCCUCCUGGAGGCAUAAUGGUGCCUGCGCUGCCUGAAAACAUCGGUGCUAUGUUCCGUUUGAGCAUGGCUGCCAUUGAUCCCGAUGCCAGCCCCGAGUAUGAAGAUGAUGCCGAUUCCAGCAAGCCACCUCGUGCUACUCUCAAGAUCAUCCGUAUUCCCGACGGCAUGGAGGAAGACGAGGACUCUGACGAUGACGACUACGAAGAUGAGGAUGGCCUGGACAGUGAGGAGGAUUCCGAUGAUGAAGAGAUCAACGGCGGGCCUAGCGACAAGGAGAAGGCCAAGCAGCAGAAGGAGGCCGCUGCUAUCAAGGAUCUUGCCGACGCUAUGGCCGACGAUGAUACUGGAGACGAUAGCGAAGUUGAUAUUGCGUCCGUUAUCUCGAAGCUUCUCAAAGGAAAGGCCCCAGCUACCGGUGACGACGAUGAUGAUGAAGAUGAUGACGAGGAAGGUCUUGAAUUGGAAGAAGUGGUCGUCUGCACACUAGACACACAGAAGGCAAGUAACAUACCUCAAUAUCAACAACCGCUUGACAUCACCGUCUCCGAAAAUGAACGACUCUUUUUCAAGGUCACCGGAACGCAUACUGUGUACUUGACCGGUAACUAUGUGAUCCCUACCGACGAGGGUCGUCAGUUCUACGACGAUGAGGAUGAGGACGAUGAGUACGACCUUUCGCCCGACGAGGAUGAGGGUAUGGAAGACUUUGACAUCAACGCAUUGAUCGGCGACGAUGACAUGAGCGACGACCUUGAUGAUCUGCUGGAUCCUAGUGAGCCUCGCAUCACCGAGGCGGACUCCGAUGAGGAAGUCCCCAAAUUGGUCUCUACCAAGGGAAAGAACAAGCGUGCUGCAGAGGACGAGGCAUCUAAAGCCCUGCCUGCCACGAACGGUGACGCCGCCCUAAGCAAGAAGGAACAGAAAAAAUUGAAAAAGAAUAACGGCGAAGCCGCUGCCGUUGAUGCCAAGAAAGAUUCCAAGAAAGAAUCCAAGGAGACUGCUUCUGCAAAGACCGACAAGAAGGUCCAAUUCGCCAAGAACCUGGAGCAGGGCCCGACUGGCUCUACGCCUGCCGAGAAAACCACCGGUUCCUUGGGAGUGAAGGAGGUGCAGGGUGUUAAGAUCGAUGACAAGAAGCUUGGAAAGGGACCUGCUGCUAAGAGCGGGAACACAGUCGCCAUGCGUUACAUUGGAAAGUUUGAGGAUGGAAAGGUGUUUGAUUCCAACAAGAAGGGCAAGCCUUUCUCAUUCAAGCUCGGCAAAGGAGAAGUCAUCAAAGGCUGGGAUAUUGGUAUUGCUGGCAUGGCUGCUGGUGGUGAACGUCGUAUCACGAUCCCAUCCCAUCUGGCCUAUGGCAAGAAAGGAGUUCCCGGCAUUCCCGGAAACUCUAAGUUGACCUUCGAUGUCAAGCUCUUGGAAAUCAAGUAG
Talaromyces rugulosus is the source of this 1470-nucleotide messenger RNA. RefSeq lists its product as uncharacterized. Bases 1 to 1470 code for a protein of 489 amino acids. The record is from RefSeq and is a predicted model, not a curated record. NCBI's taxonomy places the organism in Eukaryota, Fungi, Ascomycota, Eurotiomycetes, Eurotiales, Trichocomaceae. Gene Ontology annotation, molecular function: peptidyl-prolyl cis-trans isomerase activity; macrolide binding. Gene Ontology annotation, cellular component: chromatin; nucleolus. The transcript is spliced from 4 exons.